Canis lupus familiaris (dog) is the source of this 2240-nucleotide messenger RNA. It is a transcript of the gene C6H16orf54, whose product is annotated as chromosome 6 C16orf54 homolog. The record is from RefSeq and is a predicted model, not a curated record. Lineage: Eukaryota; Metazoa; Chordata; Mammalia; Carnivora; Canidae. The transcript is spliced from 3 exons. The coding region runs from base 405 to 1079 and encodes 224 amino acids.
CGCAGGUUGGCCAGCCAGCGGUGGCGGCAGCGGCCGGGCUCCCGCUCGAAUUCCCGCGCGGGAGGCAGGGGCGGCGGCGGCAGCGGAAGCAGUCGGAGGAGCUGCUGGGCGAGGCCGGGCACCGGACUCCCCGUACCUUCUGGCUUUCGGGUGUCCCAGAGUAGAUUUGCAGAACAUAAAAGCAAGGAAUGUGGUUUAAUUCCAUUUGGUUAGAAGAAGCUCAAGUUUGCCUGCCUGCUCCUUCAUCUGCUGAAGCUGAACUUCUGAAGGACAAAUCAACUUUCACUGACAUGCUGCUUGGAGUCUUCAGCUGUUGCUCAUGUUGUGACCUGGACCCAAAGUCAUGAGCCUCCCUAGUUGAACCACCUCCCCUGCUGUUCCUGGCCCCUGCGUCUUGCUGUCAGAUGCCUUCAACACCAGAGCAGCCCUCUGGGCAACAGGAGGGACUCCCUGUGUCCGAACUGGUUCCGUGGCCCCCACUGCCCUGCGGACCCUGCAUCCCCAUCAUGCUGGCCCUGGCCUCCCUCGCCGCACUCUUCCUCCUAACCACAGCCGUGUUGGCCGAACGCCUGUUCCGUCGCUCUCUGCACUCGGACCCUGGCAACCACGCACCCACCCUGGUCUGGCGCCCUGGAGGAGAACUGUGGAUCGAGCCCAGGGGUACUGCCCGAGAGCGCUCAGAGGACUGGUAUGGCUCUGCAGUCCCCUUGCUCAUGGACCGGCCCCCAGACCCUCCCACCCCUGGGGGCACAUUGGAGGCCAGAGCCACAGCCCCACCUGUCCCUUUAGCCCCACUCACCCCUCCUGGCUCCUUGGCCCCCCAUACCCCACACAGGGCCCCAGCCUGCAACACCUUCUGGGGGCCCCAGGCGUCAGAGGAGAGGCCCUACGCCCCAGGCCUGGUAAGCUGGGCUGAGCCUGAACAGAGGCCAGAGGCCAACAUGCAUCUGGGGAGCCCCCAGGCCCAGAGGCAGCGACUAGGAAGCCCCGAUUUUGAGUGGGGCCUCCAGCCUCGGGUCACCCUGGAGCAGAUCUCAGCUUUCUGGAGGCGUGAAGGUCGGACCAGUGUGGGGUUCUGAAUCCCCAGGUCCUGGAGGACUGGCCUCCCAAAGACCCAUACAGAAGGCCCUACCUCAGAGAAGACCCUGAAGCUCCAGCCUAGGAGCCCAAGUUGAUACCUGGGUCCCCAGGGAAGAAUGCCCCCUACCCAUCCUCGGCCUUUUACAUCUGGAUUUCAACUCCCUGGAUCUGGGGCUGGGCAGUUUCCUGUGGACAGAGCUGGUGCUGCAGAGGAAGCCCAGAGGUGUGUGCCUUUGGCUGCCCCAGGCUGCAGAGAAUUGGAGGUGGGGCCCACUCUGGGCCAGAAGACACCAAAAUCACGUUGCAGAUUAAGAUCUCAAGGUACCAAAGAGGCAGAAAAUAGCAUCAUCAUAGGGGUUUCCGCCUUCCUUUGCUGUGCAGCUAAGAUGCUGGGGUUGGCGUGCAGGGUUCCCGUGGAUGCCGAGAAACAGGCCGAGUGUGGAUGCUAGCAGGAGAGGACAGGAAGUCAGCCUCUCAAAGCCACAGAUUGUGCCUCCAAGGAAACACAAGACCAGGCAAAGGAGCGUCUUACUACAUCUCAACUGUGCCUUUGACCCUCAACUUGCAACAGGGAACUUCAUCAGCCAAACUGGGGAGUUGCCUUCCUUGCCCAGACCCGGGACCUCGUAUCAACAGAGACCAGGGGCAGCCUUCCGAUCUUGACCCCUCCAGGGUGCAGGACACCAGCCAAGGAGACCUGAGUGCGAUCCAAUGUGGAAAGGAACGUUGUCCCAGGGCAGAGCACCAGCGUCUGGUCCUCUCCCUGGGACCUUGCUGGAUCAAUCCAGAGAGAUGGAUUUGCCCCAGGACACGCUUAUUUAUAACGCUCCACCCUUGUAGAAAUGGAGCCCAGGGAUGUCCUUGGCCCUAAAGCCAUCUGUAAGAGCUGACCUCCCCUCUGGGAGAGGAGCCAGGAGUGGGGAGAGGGGAAGUAGUUUCCAUUCCAUUCCUGGGGUUUGAUUUCCCAAACUUCAAUCAUGAACGUUAGGAUUUUUGCCAUAUCACUUAACCAUCUGUAUUUUUCUUUAAGAUGACUUACUAUUUGCUUAAUAAAUUUAUUUUAAAAGGAACCUUUUUUGUAUCACUUCUGCAAAUGGAAAACCAGUAUCACUUGCCAUAAAUAGAAGGUCCAACAUGAAAAUAAAUACAAGGUAAACAAA